AUGCUUCAGCCACGUUCCUUUCCCUUCAGCGCUGCGGUCUUCUUUGGCCUUGUCAUACUUCUCCUUCUCUACACGCCAAGAUCAAACAUCUUGCGUGAUUACUCGGCUCAUAUUCUUCAUUCAUACUCCAAAAUGGAGAUGACCCAUCACGUCGAGGAUGUUUCGAACAGUACGCUUGGCUUUCAGAAGAUAUUCGCCGUCGGACUGCCAGAACGCAGUGACAAAAGAGAUGCUCUCGCCUUAAUCAGCAGUUUGACUGGUUUCAAGGUCGACUGGGUUGAUGGCGUGAAAGGCGAGAGUAUUCCAGACAAGGCUCUGCCAUACGGUGUGGAUCGUGUUCAACUAUGGGAGAACAACUUGGGGAGCUGGAGGGGGCAUCUGAAUGCCGUUCGCAAUAUCGUGGAACAAGGGAUCACUACUGCGCUGAUUGUCGAGGACGAUGUAGAUUGGGAUGUCCGUCUCAUGUCGCAGCUGCAGAUAAUUGCACACGGCACACAAGCAUUGCAAGGUCUCCAUACUCCUCUCGACGACCAGGACAUCAUCCUCGACUCACCAUAUGGGAAUAAUUGGGAUUUGCUCUGGUUAGGACACUGCGGCGAAGUCUUCCCUGAAAACCUUCCUGAGAACUUCUCGAAACAACCCGGAGACCCCAUAUCCCGCAAAUUUGUCGUUCAUGCCGACCCUACUGUCCCUCCGCCACAACAUACUCAUGGCUUUCAGAACUUUACAGCCGAACCACAUACGCGAUGGGUGCACGUCACAGGCGGUCCAAUUUGUACUUUUGCCUACGCGUUGAGUCUCUCUGGAGCAAGAAAGGUUCUGUACGACCUCAGUGUUGAUCACCUUGUCGGUCCGUUCGAUAAUGCACUUGCUGGACUCUGUAGAUGGGGACGAGAUGAAGAGAGGCUGGAUAUGAAGUGCCUGAGCGUCACACCUCCAGUAUUCGUACAUCAUAAAGCAAAAGGACGUGUCCAAGCAGAUUCCGAUAUUCAGGGGUAUGGUGGUGAUGGAGAGGUCAGAUCGGAAGGAUACACUGAGAACGUUGUUUGGAGUGCGAGAGACAACAUUAGAGAGUUGAUGUUGGGCAAGGAUAUGAAAAGUCAGUUCAGGGACACAGAAGUGGUCUGAUGAGGUAGUGGUCAGGUUCAGAGACCUUGCACUUGCUAUAUUCGAG
Mollisia scopiformis is the source of this 1174-nucleotide messenger RNA. Its product is annotated as glycosyltransferase family 25 protein. The record is from RefSeq and is a predicted model, not a curated record. The coding region runs from base 1 to 1128 and encodes 375 amino acids. Lineage: Eukaryota; Fungi; Ascomycota; Leotiomycetes; Helotiales; Mollisiaceae. The transcript is spliced from 2 exons.